AUGCAUUUAUUAAUAGCAUGUUUGAUAGCUCUCAUGGUCAUCAGCCUGUCAGUCCAUUGUAGAGGUAGAUCAGGUCGUUACAUUAAUGAACACAGCGGUGAUUUUAGUUACGGUAACAGUGGUUUUGAUACAAGCAAUUUUAGAAACUUUAACCGUCCCUGGAUAUGGGGGUCCACAGAAGAUGGAGAAAUUAUAAUUGAAUCACUUACGUAUGAGACAUUAGAUGGUGCCUUAAAUGUUAUACGAACUUCUUUUUUUACUGAUGAAAAUAUGAGCAAAGGUUGUGGAUUAUUAUCUGAACCUGGAGCUUCAGAAGAAGUUGAACAAUUGAUAUUAGAAAUUGUCAAAGAUGGCAUUAGUAUUGUUGCAAAAGAUGUUAUUACAAACGAAGUCGUGGGCACUAUUUUCAACAAAUUAUUCAAGCCUCAAACUGGAAAUGAAAUAAGCGAGAUAGAAAUAUUUCGAGAUAAUUUCAAGCACAAAGCGUCAAAAUGCUUCAUAGAUGUGUAUGUAGAUGUUGAAUCCAGAGUGGAUCUUUUUAAACUUUAUAAUGCCAAUUGCACUAUGGAAAUGACGUUUUUAGCAGUUAAUCGGGAUUAUCGACGGAGAGGAAUUGCUGGGUUAUUAGUAUCAUCGUCAUUAGAAUUAGGAAGACAAUUAUACAAAGGAAUGCCUGUAAAAACUCCUGUGAAUAUUGACGGAAAAUCGAUUACUAAUGCCGAUGAUAUUCCUAGUAUUGCUUCAGUGACAAUGACAGCCAAGUAUUCACAAAAAUUGUUAGAUAAAUUUGCCUUUGAUAAAGUUAUUGAAGUCAGUUUUAAUGAAGUUAUGUUCGAGGGUAGAUCACUAAGUGAAAAAAUAGGGAAUACUAAUCAAACUGCUAUAAUUGGUGUAAAAAGUCUUUCUACAAAUUAA
Molecule: messenger RNA, 915 nt
Organism: Microplitis demolitor
Lineage: Eukaryota; Metazoa; Arthropoda; Insecta; Hymenoptera; Braconidae
Exons: 3
Coding region: 1-915 (304 amino acids)
Molecular function (GO): N-acetyltransferase activity
Source: RefSeq, a predicted model, not a curated record